Molecule: messenger RNA, 1639 nt
Organism: Paramacrobiotus metropolitanus
Lineage: Eukaryota; Metazoa; Tardigrada; Eutardigrada; Parachela; Macrobiotidae
Exons: 1
Coding region: 144-671 (175 amino acids)
Source: RefSeq, a predicted model, not a curated record
ACUGUUUGUUGCUGCAAGCAAAGCAUUCCCGUCGAAUUCGGCGUUUGGUUGCAUUGAUGUUCUGAGCUGUGAGUCGCGUUGCGUCGAGUGUGUCUUGGCCCUGGUUUGCAUUAUUAUAUUAUGUGGCUAUUGUGGAGGAGAGAAUGGAGCGAAUGGACGUUAUACAAGCGUCGCUAUUAAAUGUCACUGCUUUGCGUAAGGCGCAUUCAGGCCAUUCAGCGCCAGUCAGCCGUCCGCUCAACAGCGGCAUUCACCGUCAUUCGACUGCAUCCACUUGUCUGAUCAGAUUGCCGUUUGCCGCGCGCAUCCUUUGUCGCCCUCGGCGCAUCACUCCACUGCAGCCACGACACUCCGUCAGCGUUUUUUUCAGCAAACACUCCGCGCCCGCACCGACCGCCAAACAGCGGCCGGUUUGCGUUGUUUGUGUUGUGUUGCACACACAGCAUACAACGCCGGCCAAUCGUGACGGGCAUUUACACAGUGUCGUCCAGCCGACCAGAACCGCACCGCCGCCCCCGACCGGACCCGCGAGGGCGAGCAAACAGCCCGGAAUAGCCGCCAUCAUAGUGACGAUCUGUCCGUCAGCCAGCGCAAAACAAUCGCCGAAUGAACUUGAUCUUUUUGCAAAUUGGCCAAAGUGGCGAUGGCUGUUGUGUCGGGCGGUAAAGUGAUCCCGCAGAAUGUCCCGUUCACAAUCGCGCUGCUCGUCCUCAGUCCUCAGCGAGCAUUUUCUUGAGCAGCGCUAGUGCACUGCGUGCUUAACAUUCCGUGGCGCAUCAAGUGAUUUAAACAGUCGACACAUUUCUUGUUGACACACUACAAAGUCAACGCAAAAUCCAGCCAGCUCUCAGCUGUCUGCAGCCAGCAACUGCAAGCCUAAGCUCAAAUAUAUACACUGCAUACUUUUACAAUUCCCCAUAAUCACUGUCUGCAGCUUCCAAUUCGGCUGAUGUUUCCUUUCGAAUUUAGAAAUGUUUGCGCAUUCCCCUGAAACACAAAAUCAGGGCAUCUAUUUGCACAGGAAGCCGGGGAAUUUUCGCAAAGGUCACGGCGCUUUUCACUCACAGUUCGCAAUGACAAUUCGUUGUAGCGAGUUGCAGCGUGUGUGUUGUUGCGUUGUGGCAAUGAAAAAGCUGGAAAUGGAGCAGUCGCCGUCCAUUGUGGCGGUUUGAAUGGGAUGGAGACGGUGUUUGCGGCCGGUGCGGUGAGACGCGUGGGAUUGGGUUACCGGUGCGGCCGUAAUUUCUAAGUGCCGUUGCACCGCAUCUUCGUCUGUACAGUGACGAGGAAUACGGCAGGUACAAGUAUCCCCGGCUGCCGUCAAAGUCUGCAGCGACCAGUUCAACUGGUCGCCGAAUGGACGGGACACGUUAGACACGUAGCCGCCACUUGAUCCACUUACACCGCCACUUUCCCCACCUCAACAUUGGCCACUAUCUCUCCGGCUUCACUCACGCCGCACCGCUCCCCUCCGUCAAAACUGUACACGGCGUACAAGCACUUUGCCGCUGAAUCAUCGCUAGCUUCCUUUUGUCCACCAGACCGGCUCCAUUAAUCCCCAACAAACAUCACAUUGAAACAUUACAAAUACUCCCGUGUACAACUGCCGGACAAAUUAUUACACAUAAUUACUUGAGAA